Mytilinidion resinicola is the source of this 819-nucleotide messenger RNA. Its product is annotated as HET-domain-containing protein. The record is from RefSeq and is a predicted model, not a curated record. Lineage: Eukaryota; Fungi; Ascomycota; Dothideomycetes; Mytilinidiales; Mytilinidiaceae. The transcript has 2 exons. The annotation marks the transcript as partial.
UAUUUAGCAUUGAGCUAUGUUUGGGGUGGCGCAACACAGCUUCAGCUGACAUCUGAGAACUUCACGAGCCUCUCCACCGAAAACGGCCUUAACGAGCUCUCCGACUCGAUCCCAAGGACCAUCAAAGAUGCCAUGAUUCUUUGCAAGAACCUAGGAGAACGCUACUUAUGGGUAGACACCCUGUGCAUCGUCCAGGACGAUGAAUCCGACAGGCAUUUUCAAAUCAGCAACAUGGCUAACAUAUAUAGUCAGGCGGUUUUGACUAUCGUUGCCGCGUCGGGUUCGAGUGCUGAUGCUGGACUGCCAGGCCACAUUAGCUCCAUAAAUGGGACGGAGCUCAUUAGCACACGCCAUGACAUCGUUCCCCUCAUUGAAAACUCUCCUUGGUAUUCAAGGGGCUGGACGCUUCAAGAGUAUGUGCUGAGUCACAGACUCCUCUUCUUUGUCGGCGGAGAAGCUGUAUACUGUUGCAGAACUACUAUGUGGAGAGAAGACUCGAUGCCUCAGGAAUUACUCUCUUGGAACGGCGAAAUCGAACUUCGAGAGCGACUUGGACUCUUGUCGCACUUCAGUGGUACGACGGAUGGUUUCAAGCAUUACACCGAAUUGGUGAAUACCUACAUCACAAGCGACCUUUCUAAUGACAACUAUAUCCUCAAUGCUAUUUCGGGAGCCCUGGAAAAUAUCCACUCUGUAGGGAAAUCCUUCCAAGGGCUUCCGGAAGCAACGCUGGAUCUCGGUCUCCUAUGGCAGACUGAGGACAGAACUCCCCCAGAACGCCGUGAAGGCUUUCCUAGCUGGUCCUGGGCUGGAUGGAAA